AUGACUGCGUGGGAGACGACAUUACGCUGCAUGUCAAUCCGGUCUGACCUUCUCGAUCUCCCUCUCGCCUCGUCCGCUUCCGAAACAAGUGAAAUAAUCUACAUGCGAGGCACCAUCACUUUGUGUUCAACAAAAGACGCUAACUCGGGUCUGGCGGUCAUCGGUCGAAUCUCGGGCGGUCCUGUGUUGGUUUUCGAGACCUUUGAACCGGACACAACCGUUGAGCUCGCACCUGGUCACGACAAUCUCGACUGCGAUCAGUACCACCACCCUCUUCCUGCGAGUACCGCCAGUGCCAGACACUUCGCGCACCUCCGCAGUGGUGACACAAUUUCGUAUAACGCUUACGGCUUGAAGCUCGCCAUCCACAUGCAAAGGACGCCACUCGACAUAACUCCUGACAAGGACACUCAGUCUCAGACGCCAUCAGAAUCAUCCUCGAUGGCAGCCUUCGGUGCAGACCAGGUCCAGGCCGUGAAUACUUCAUACGAGACCAUCGCUACCCAACCAUUGAGUCAGCCUCUUGUCGAAGAUAGUGAGACCGACGUCGAUGAGGAUGAUCUCGACAUGCCUGCGCCACCUCCAGCUCCAGCUUUGCCCACCCCAGACACGGCUGGCGUCAACAGUAGAACAGCAGAGAGCGGUACUAUCGAGCCGGACACGGGUGUCGAGUCCGAGCCCGAAUCUCCAUCGAACAGUCCGCUGCAGAAGAAGCAACAGUCUCAGGAACAAGCACCACGCAAGUCAGACGAUGACACUGCCGCCAGAACACAGGAUCGGAUGCUCCUCGCGAUGGCGACACCGAGCAGUAGCCUGAAGACAUAUGGUAAGAGCAAGACCCGGGACGCGUCUCACACCCCUAGCAUGAGGGAUGGCGAGGCCGGAAGUCUCCGUGGUGGCCCAGAAAUCAACCCCAGGCAUGGAAUGAAGCGCAAAACGGCUACCAGGCCUGACGUAUACGAUGUUGAGGAUGACCAGCCGGUCAAAAAGAGGAAGGGUUGGCUACCAAAAGCCGCCCUUCCCGACGAGGAUACAGCUGUGGUGCCUUCCAACGACAUCACCGACGCUGAUAGUACGGAAGAUGAAAUUGUGGUAGCGCCCCUAAAACCUCGAAAGACAGCGCCGGCAAGCAACACGAUCUCUACUCCUACGAAGCAAGAUCGACCAACAAAGGUGCUCUUCAGUGGUUAA
Fulvia fulva is the source of this 1191-nucleotide messenger RNA. RefSeq lists its product as uncharacterized. The record is from RefSeq and is a predicted model, not a curated record. The transcript has 3 exons. NCBI's taxonomy places the organism in Eukaryota, Fungi, Ascomycota, Dothideomycetes, Mycosphaerellales, Mycosphaerellaceae. Bases 1 to 1191 code for a protein of 396 amino acids.